Archocentrus centrarchus (flier cichlid) is the source of this 942-nucleotide messenger RNA. RefSeq names its product formation of mitochondrial complex V assembly factor 1 (gene fmc1). Lineage: Eukaryota; Metazoa; Chordata; Actinopteri; Cichliformes; Cichlidae. Gene Ontology annotation, cellular component: mitochondrion. The coding region runs from base 54 to 386 and encodes 110 amino acids. The transcript has 2 exons. The record is from RefSeq and is a predicted model, not a curated record.
GACUGUGCGGAGGUGGAUUGAGUGUGCCUGGCUGCAGGUAGCACGGGGCAGAGAUGGCGUCGCUAUCGUCGCCGCUGCGAGUGUGUCGCGGGAUCCUGAAAGAACUGCGUGCCAUCCAGGGACCGAGUUAUAAAAAGUCACUGGCUUAUAGCUAUGUCAUGGACCAGUUCCGCAAGAAUAAGGUAACGGGAGAAAGGUACUGCCGUGCCCAGCAGGAGGCACAUCAUGCCUCACACACAUACCUGUGUUUGCUGGCUUCCACCAGAAACCACCUGGCCCUGCACAAUUUUUACCACGGCAAGGGAGAGCGCAGCCCAGAAGAGGUCGCCAAUCUAGUGGGGCUCAGGUUGCCCACACAGCCAGGAGGCAAAGGCUGGGAGAAGUGAUGGCACUGGAAAAAACAGUCUUUACACUCUUAAGAGUUGUGUGUGUGUGUGUGUGUGUGUGUGUGUGUGUGUGUGUGUGUGUGUGUGUGUGUGUGUGUGUGUGUGUCUGAUUCAUCUGGACAGUUGACGUUGUGUGAAUCAAACACUAUGACAGGUUGGAGUUUUUGCUAUUAUGUGAACUGUUGAGGGAUUAUAUUCUUGCUGGCUUGUGCUGCCAGUGUUCAAGUUCAGUGUACUGUGAAAAUUGAAGUUGUACUUUAAAAUCUUCGCUUAACAUAUUGCACCCCAGUACUUAUCUGCAGCUCUGUUUGUGUUUAAAUAGAACUUAAAUGCAGUGAGUAAAAAGAAAUGUAAGUACAUUUUCAUUUGGUGUUUCUAUUAAAAUAUGCUUCACUUUGACACUGUUUUUCCUAAAGAAUGUUUAUACAUUGUAACACUUUUAUGUAUUUAAAAUAUCAGUUAAAAUCAGGCUAUUUUGAUUUUUAUGUAUGUAAGGAAUAAGUAAACAUGCUUCAUCAGAUGCUGAUCAAACGUGACACUGAUGAAGCUGAACAGA